AAUAAACAACUAAAAAAACAUGUCAGUGGCUUCUGCGUCUGUUGUUCAGUAUGGCAGGAGAAAAGGGUCAAGCAGGAAAGUUAACUCAGCAAAGGUGAACGAUAAACCGAAUCCUCCUGUAGACCUACGCGAUAUGAUUGUGCUGCCCACAUCAGAAUGGAGGCGAAUCCAGGAUAGUGUGAAUCGUGUGAACAAACAACACGAGGAUCUCAUUGCAGCUGCGAGACAGCGUGAGGCCAUGCACCUGCGCUCCAAAGAAGUUGUCAAGAAUUGGUCUAACACCAUUGCUGGACAACGGCAAAAGAAGUUGGAGGCGAAGAAAAUUAGAGAGGAAAUCGAAGAGGAGGAGAGGAAACAGAUCGACAGAGAGGAAGCAAAGUUUCAAGAGCAGAAAAGAAAGGAAGCGAUCGAGAGGGCAAAAACCCUGCAAUACUACCAGAUCGACAGAGUGAAAGGAUUUCAUAGUGCCCUGCUGAUGACCGAGGUCCUGAAGGAGCGGGAGGCCCAGAUUGCGCUGAAGAAAAGAAAAGAGAAUGCCUCGAAAGACGUAGAUAAAGAGAUCCUGGCCAUGAUUACACAAAAAGAAGCGCUGGCUUUACAGCAGGAGUGGCAGAAAGCCUUGGACAGGAAGCAAAAGUGUCUGGCAGUUGCUGAGAGUUUGAAACAACAGAUUAAGGAGCAUGAGCAGGCAAGAGAGGAAGAGAUAAUGGAAAAGAAGAAAGAGGCAGAGGAACUCGAGCGAUUCAAAGAGCUCUAUAUUAAGGAACAAACCGAACGCGAGCAGAAGAAGCAAGAGGAGAAGAGAAACAUCAUGGAGGCUUAUCGAGAACACCUUGCCAAUAAGAAAAUCAUCCAAUCGGCCGAGGCUGAGGAACAGGAGUUGGAAGAAGACAGACGAAAUCUUUUUGUGAAGGCGAAAGGCAAAAUGAUGAAACUCAGAAAAGAAAAAGAAGCAGAGAUGUUCAGAGAGUUUCAGAGACACAGGGAAGCCCUUGUUGAGAAACUGGCAGCAUAUCACCAAGAAAAAACCAUCAAUGAAGAAGAGCUGAUCUCUCAGGCAGCUGCAGAAGCAGAGGCCAAGCAGGAUAAACAACAUCAUGAGAAGGAGGAAAAGAAAGCUGCCAUGUUGAAGAGUAUUGCUGAACACAGAGAUGCGGUGCAAAAAGAGCUGGAGUACAAGAAGCAAGAGGAGAAACAAAAAGCUAUCGAGAUGCUUAAUUCAAAGAAAGCAUCAGAUAUGAUUUUCCUUCAAAAGCAGCUAAUCAAGGCCCAGAAAAUGAAAGAGGCAGCCAAACUGCUCCAAGACGCUCAUGUCCAUCAGAUGGCUGAGAAACAUGCCCAGGAGCAGUGCAUGAAAAACCAAGAGCAGGAAUUUGAGGCAAGGAAUGCAGAGCUUAUUGCAGAGGAUGAGAACCAGUUUCAGAAUUACGCCAAGCGUGUGAUUGAGAAAACCAGCGAGGCUCAGAGAAACACCUCCAUUUUGCAGAAGGCCACAAAGAAGGGCAUUGGUGGAGGACUCGGGCCUGUGUUUGGAGGAGUCCGACCAAGUUAUCUAGUUCAGGAUCAAUCAGGGGUUCAGCUGCCCAGUUACGCCUGCAGUAGUACUCAAGGCAUAAAGGAGCUGAAUGAAACUACUGACAUCCAGGAGUCUAAAAAACGAUUGGGAUUUACUUGGUAAUU
Neoarius graeffei (lesser salmon catfish) is the source of this 1680-nucleotide messenger RNA. It is a transcript of the gene cfap210, whose product is annotated as cilia and flagella associated protein 210. The transcript is spliced from 9 exons. NCBI's taxonomy places the organism in Eukaryota, Metazoa, Chordata, Actinopteri, Siluriformes, Ariidae. The record is from RefSeq and is a predicted model, not a curated record. The coding region runs from base 20 to 1678 and encodes 552 amino acids.